UGCCAGUUCAGUGCUAGUGUGAACACAGCAUUGACUGAGCCUCACUCAGUGUGAGAGAGUCACUCAGUGAGACAGACUCACUCACUGAGAGAGACUCACUCACUAAGUCGAUCCCAGAUGCGCUCAGCACUCUCCUUGUGGUCUCCUUUCCACCUCCAUCACUCCAACCAAAAAUAUGUAAAAUCACUUAACCAGCAGAGUUUGUUACAUGCAGCAGAAAAUUCUAAUAAAGUGUUUUUUUCACCAAUAACAAUCAAGGAAUAUUUAUCUGACGCCACCCCCACAAACAUUGGUCCUUCGAGCCGGAUAAUAUAUAAACCGAUCGCCCCUACACAAGUUUUUUGGCAAGUAUAAGUAAAUAUAAUCGGCCAAUAAUAUUGCAAAAAAAACAGGAUGAAGGGAAAGUUUGGUGGGAAAUGCAUGACUACUGUGACGACAAGUUCUAUAAAAACAUUCUUUUCAACUUACCUCUAAGUGACUGUGAUGAUGGCAUAGUUUUUUAUAUAUUCAAUGAUAAAUCAUUUCCUUCAACUAUGAGUUUCCUUGAAAAAACUGGGAUAAUUGGACUGUACACAACAUGUGUUUACGUUGUGUCUCGCCUCAUCAGGUCAUUAAUAGCCAACAACCAUCGUCGAAUAAUGUUUGAGGACUUACCAUACGUUGACCGAAUAUUGAAGCUCUGCAACGACAUCUACUUGGUUCGGGAGACCAAGGAGUAUCGUUUGGAAGAAGAUUUAUAUGGUAAACUUAUAUUUCUCUAUAGAUCACCAGAAACCCUAAUUAAAUGGACGCGGUACAAAGAAGAAUUUAUAGAUGAUUAUUCCGAACGCAGCACCAGAAAAGCCCAGCGAGGUUUAGAUGGAAAUGAUCAAAAUUCACAGCCAUCUCAAUCGACAUUACCUACAUAGCUACCAUAUAAAUUCCUAAUAAACAGUUUUGCAAUAAAAAAA
This is a messenger RNA of Drosophila virilis, 950 nucleotides long. NCBI's taxonomy places the organism in Eukaryota, Metazoa, Arthropoda, Insecta, Diptera, Drosophilidae. The record is from RefSeq and is a predicted model, not a curated record.